AUGACUAAUUUGGCAAGCAUAAUGGAAGGCACGCAUACCAUCCUUCAAUUGCACAAACCCAUUAUGGAGCUUUGUUACAUCAGCUUCUAUCAUCCAGAGGGGAAAGUCAGAGGAUUUACUUACAAGGGCUCUGUAACUCUGGAUAGAAGCAGUAAGCGUUUCUGUAGCUGCUAUCAAGUAAGGGAGAGGUUUCACAUGGACCUGAGAGAACAGCCAUAUGAAAACUUUGGAGAUAUUAUUUUCAAGCAAACUACCACAAAAGACCUUUUCAAUGAGCUGUACAAACUCACUGCUGAAAAGGGAAAACUGGUACCUAGUGUUUUGAGAUUUCAUCAUUUUCCAGACCUUAAGGCAGGACAUCAGGAAGAAAAGCAACAGGAUGUUUCCGGAACCUCGAUACUUCAUGGUGAUAAUUACUUCACUCUUACGUAUCAGCAGGAGUUAUUGCUGGAUCCUACAAAGAGAGACAAUUUGAAUCACAAAAGAAUGAGGAAAUACAGAAGGAAAGAGAGCUUUGAGGAGAUCAGACACCGGAAAGAGGGAAAAAAGAUACAUGAACAUCUCUUUUUACUGAGUGCACAAGACAUGCAACAGAAAAAUAAGAAGAUGGUCUCUGCAAGACUUCCUGCCAGGAGUUAUCCCAGCUCCUUUUCUCCCUCCAGCUGGCUAACAGUGACAGGUAAGGAUAAUUUACCAGCAGACAAUAGAAUACAACCAGAAAGAUGGACAGAAGAGGGGUAUUUUCUUAAGAGCAACAAAGCUGUGAAACUGGAUGCUGACUUACCAAAUUGUAGCUCAAAAGACAUCAGUGAUGUUGUUGCAGUUGAACAGGUGGAUAAUGGGGAAUGCAUUCCUGAAGUUACCAAGGUACCACAGAGGACCAGUUUGGUGAAUUCAUGUCUGUCUAACAAACUCGAGACACUGAGUAAAUCUGAAGCUGCUGAAAUCUUGAAAAGUAGCAAGUAUGCUGAGCCAGUAUGCAAGGAGAAACCAGGAAUCACAGUUCUUGCUGAAGUCCAGGAUUUAGACACUUGUAUUAAAAAAGUUACCAACCCCCCUGCAGAGUCUUUACCUGAUUCUCAGAGAGCUAAUGAAACCAUUCCUCCUGUUCUCACAACGGCAUAUAACGAGCCUAUAUCAAGAGCUGAUGUAUACUCUGUAGAUGAAGCUGCUGAAGACUCUAAUAACAGUGUGCUGCAGGAAAAGGAGGAAGACAGCUCUGGUUUGCAGUACAAAGCAGAGAGAGUGCACAUUACUGAUGAGUCAUGCAACCUUGUGGGAGCAGUUAAUAAAGCUCUUCUGAAAGUUAUCCGGAGCGACACUUUAGAUGAAGCUGCAGAAUGGAAGAGACUGCAACAAAUUACAAGAGUAGACAGAAACUUGCCAGGCUCACUAUAUGAGAAAAGGACCACGGUAUCCCGGGGAAACAGCAAGCAUUUAUUUUUGAACCUGCCUGUAAGUGAAAGUCCUGAUAUUCCUCAGACAAGUAAUAAUCUUAAGCUGGAAGAGAAAAGGCUGCAUUCACCCCCAUUAGCAGCAGUGAGUAAUGUUUUUAGUAAUUCAUGUCCGCUAUCAAAUACACACAAACAGAUGUCACCUAUUCCUUCUCCAUUAUCUUCGAGACUGCCUAGCCCGCAGCUGCAUCACCGGAUCCUCCCGCUGCCAACACACAACUCCGAGGACGAAUCCAUGCUCCAUGACUGUGGCCACGGAAGACACGGUGCCGUAAACUUCCCUUUCAGUGAUUUGGAGCCACAGUUUUAUCGGAAGUUUUCUGAUCCUGGAGAAUUGGGAUUUGUCACCAGACAACGGGGCCUACAUCAGAAUGCCACUGCAGGACAUUUUGAGAAGGGCGCUGUGCAAGAAAAAUUAACUCCUCAGACACAGCAGAAUUUCUGUCCAGGUCAGUGCUAUUUCAUACAUUUUUUAAAUGAUAGGAUCAACCAAGCAUGA
Messenger RNA from Prinia subflava (tawny-flanked prinia), 1953 nucleotides. Its product is annotated as formin-1-like. The transcript has a single exon. NCBI's taxonomy places the organism in Eukaryota, Metazoa, Chordata, Aves, Passeriformes, Cisticolidae. The record is from RefSeq and is a predicted model, not a curated record. Bases 1 to 1953 code for a protein of 650 amino acids.